Staurois parvus is the source of this 393-nucleotide messenger RNA. The record is from the annotation of a GenBank genome assembly. Lineage: Eukaryota; Metazoa; Chordata; Amphibia; Anura; Ranidae.
AAGAUCGGAGACCUGGGAUCCAACAGUAAACAAAUAUUUCUAAACCUUCAAUCCAAAGGCCUGAAAGGAGGAGGCAAAUUUGGACAAACAACUCCUCCACUCGUUGACUUCCUCAAGGAUAUUCUAAGGAGAUACCCAGAAGGAGGACAAAUUCUAAAGGAGCUGAUUCAGAAUGCAGAGGACGCUGGUGCCAGUGAAGUGAAAUUUCUCUUUGAUGAAACACAUCAUGGCACUGGAUCUCUUUUCUCAAAAGAAAUGGCCCAGUAUCAAGGACCUGCACUUUAUGUAUACAAUAAUGCAGUUUUCACCUCUGAAGACUGGCACGGAAUUCAAGAAAUUGCAAGAAGUAGGAAAAAAGAUGACCCCCUGAAGGUUGGAAGGUUUGGAAUUGGC